Molecule: messenger RNA, 3726 nt
Organism: Calypte anna (Anna's hummingbird)
Lineage: Eukaryota; Metazoa; Chordata; Aves; Apodiformes; Trochilidae
Gene: STK25
Product: serine/threonine kinase 25
Exons: 12
Coding region: 250-1587 (445 amino acids)
Biological process (GO): protein phosphorylation
Molecular function (GO): ATP binding; protein kinase activity
Source: RefSeq, a predicted model, not a curated record
GCCUUGCCCACCCCUCUCACCCGGUGCUCCCGCCCCCCGCUCCCGCCGCCGCGGCCGAGCUCGGGGUCUGGAGCUCGGGGUCUGCAGCCCGGAGCGGAGCAGAGCGGCAGCGGGGCGGCGGCUCCGGCUCCCCUGCGCCGGGGCCCGGCAUGGCACCGCGCCGCCCUUGGCGCAGGGAGUGUUGGCCGUAGGGGCGGCGGGCUGUCCGGUUGCCCAGUGGAUGAGAAACUCUCCCUUUGCCACUGUGUUAUGACGUCCCAGCCCUCCCUGGUUUUGCAGAAGCAGAUAUCUGACCAUCCUGCAGGCAUGGCUCACUUGAGAGAGUUUGCCAGCCAGCACUCCAGGGUGGAUCCUGAGGAGCUGUUCACCAAGCUGGAGAGGAUUGGAAAAGGGUCGUUUGGGGAGGUGUAUAAAGGGAUUGACAACCGCACCAAGGAGGUGGUUGCCAUCAAGAUCAUUGAUCUGGAGGAGGCUGAGGAUGAAAUUGAGGACAUUCAGCAAGAGAUUACAGUGCUCAGCCAGUGUGAUAGUCCCUACAUCACCCGGUACUAUGGCUCCUACUUGAAGGGCACUAAGCUGUGGAUAAUCAUGGAGUACCUAGGGGGUGGUUCAGCGCUGGAUUUGCUGAAGCCAGGACCCCUGGAGGAGACUUACAUAGCUACUAUCCUGAGAGAAAUCCUAAAGGGUUUGGAUUAUCUACACUCUGAGAGGAAGAUCCACAGGGACAUCAAAGCUGCCAACGUGCUGCUUUCGGAACAAGGAGAUGUGAAACUGGCUGACUUUGGGGUGGCUGGACAGCUGACAGACACACAGAUCAAGAGGAACACCUUUGUUGGGACUCCAUUCUGGAUGGCACCAGAGGUCAUCAAACAAUCUGCUUAUGACUUUAAGGCAGACAUCUGGUCCCUGGGAAUUACAGCCAUUGAACUAGCAAAGGGAGAGCCUCCAAAUUCUGACUUGCAUCCUAUGAGAGUUCUCUUCCUGAUUCCCAAAAAUAAUCCUCCAACGCUUGAGGGUCACCACAGCAAGCCCUUCAAGGAGUUUGUGGAAGCCUGCCUCAAUAAGGAUCCCAGAUUUAGGCCAACAGCUAAAGAAUUGCUGAAGCACAAGUUCAUCACACGCUACACCAAGAAAACCUCCUUCCUGAUGGAGCUGAUCGAUCGAUUCAAGCGCUGGAAGUCAGAGGGACACGGAGAGGAUUCCAGUUCUGGAGAUUCUGAUAUUGAUGGAGACACAGAAGAUGGAGACCAGGGCCCAAUCUGGACAUUCCCACCAACGAUUCGCCCCAACUCCUUGAGCAAGCUGCACAAAGGAAUGGCUCUUCAUGGUUCCCAGAAGCCUACUGAGCCCAUCAAGAGGCAACCACGGUCACAGUGUCUCUCCACGCUUGUUCACCCAGUUUUUGGGGAGCUUAAAGAUAAGCACAAGCAGACUGGAGGCAAUGUGGGAGCUAUGGAGGAGCUGGAGAAUGCCUUCAGCUUGGCUGAGGAGUCCUGCCCAGGCAUCUCUGACAAACUGAUAGCACACAUGGUGGAGCGGGUACAAAGGUUUUCACACAGUCGGAACCACCUCUCCUCUGCCCGCUGACACUACACUCCCAGCUGCUGUGGUGAGGGGGGAAAGGAGCUUUUUUCCAGCUUCAUAAGAACUACAUCUCUAAUCCAGACCACCAUCUGCUGUUGGAUGUAACAUUGUGUUACGGACUCCAGGACAUUUCAGAGCCCUCAUACUACACCUGUUUCCAUGAUAACCCGGGGUGGGGUUUGCAAUGCAAGUACAAUUUAGACCUUUUGCAGAACCCGAGUUGGGUGGUCUAAUUGUUUUUACAAUGUAAUCAAUGCAGUUUUUAAUUGUUUCCCUAUGGAUGUAUCCGUUUUAGCUUGGUUUGAUUCACAGCUUGUUAGUGGUAAAUUCCUGGCUGUUGGGAGAGGAGAGAGAUGCUUUUCCAUUGAAGUGUUUUUCAAAGGUGAGUCUGAUGGACUUUACCCUCCCACCCUUCCUAAAGAAGUGUUUGUGACCAGUCAUGCAUGAGUGCAGGUGUACGUUUGGAAGCUCUCCAUGCUUUACAGCCUCUGGGAAAGUUAGAGCAGCUCUCCAGUUGUUCUGGAGGAUUGCUUCAGCUCCUUCACACACUAGAAAGAAAAAGCUUUCAAGUCUAGCGGCAGCUGAGCUAAUAUGCUGUUGCUCUUUCUGAGCUGUUGAUUUCACAGGAGGAUGGGUUUGCUGGCUGUAUUUGUUUUGUCUCUGGGACAUCAUUUUGUAUUAGGUCUUGGUUCGUGUAAUUCAGGCAACAGCAGAACUUGCCUUGAGUCUCCAGGGGCUGGAAGGCAAAGGGGUUGUCUGGUGUGGGAGCUGGUGGAGUUCCCGUCCUUGCUGCUUUCUGCAAGUGAAGCAACCAGAUACACAGGUUUGGCAGCCAGCCUCUAAGCUGAGAAGACAACUCCUGUGUGUGCCCAGGCAGUGUAGAAGGAAGAGGGGGGUUAGGGGGAACACAACAGCCAAAAGCACUGACAGGGCUUCAGUUCAAAAGGCAGACUGGCACUGAGAGCAGUUCCUGAGGCAGGAAACCUUUCCUCUAUGGAAAGGUAUGAAUGGGGUGGCUAGCAGCAACAGGGUCCCUGGGUUGUGGUUGAUGGUUCACAAAAAUCUGCUCUAGGCCUCCAUCAUCUUCUCAGCUUCCCUUUUCUGGCUCUUCUUUCAGCCUGGGAUCUGAAGUUGCUGAAGCCAGAGCUGUGGUGGUGUUUGCUAGCACAGAAAUUAAAGCAUCUGUUGCCAUAUUGGCUGCUUAAGGUAUUCCAGUGGAGCCAUCCCCAACUAGCUUUGCUUUCUUCAUAAUGCUAGUUCAUAGAGCAUAUCUUUAAUUCAGGUAAAUGUACAGAUCUGAAAUCUAUACUCUAGAGGUCCAGAAAAACAGACUUAGGAAAAUAACUCCUGACAGCUGGCUGCUUAGAGAUCUGCUUGCUAAUUGCAAAGAUACUCCCAUUAAGUCAGCAAGACCUUAAGACAUCCAAACCUUUUGGUUUGGGUGUUUGUGUGAAUGAUGUGGUUCACCCAGAGCCACUGAGAACAAAAGUUGUAGCUGGUAGCAUUUAUUUUUUUUCCAAGAUUGGCCACUUUGUUAGUAACAAGACUUGGUGUUUGGUACUUUGAUUCAAACCUGCAGACUGUAAGUGCUGGGCUAAACGUGGCUCAAAAGGACCAUACAUUCCACCCCCUGGUGUGUGGUGUUUACUUCAGCUUAUGACUAUCCUUUACUCUUCCUCUCUGAUGGAUAAAUACAGGCUCAGCAAACACAAUGAACUUGUCCAGCAGAGGAGGAAGCACUGUUUGAUCUUGCUGGAAAAUCUGCUAUGGAGUUGUGUGUGUCUCUCUGGCAAGAGUCACCUCAGAGCCUGCAUUUAUGAAGAACAGAACAAGCCCAUUUUAUUCUUCAGGAGAAGGAGUUACCAAAUAGACAGGGAACACAGUGAGACAGAAGGCAGAGGCUGCAGUCUAGCAGAAAGGCAGCUGAAGGGCUCCUGCUGCUUUUAAAGUUGCUGUUCCUGACAGUAGCAAAUCGUGUCAAUAAGGUACCUUGUGCUCAUGAGCACUGCAGUGCAGUGAGUAAACUUUUUAAAGGAAACAGUCCCCAUAAACUCCAUCCAGUAUUCAAAGCAAAAAUGGUUUUCCUUUUUAAAAAACAUUGAAAGGGAUCUGCCACUUUCAAUAAAGUAACAAAAAAAGUGA